Messenger RNA from Mytilinidion resinicola, 3579 nucleotides. RefSeq names its product P-loop containing nucleoside triphosphate hydrolase protein. The record is from RefSeq and is a predicted model, not a curated record. Gene Ontology annotation, cellular component: membrane. The coding region runs from base 1 to 3579 and encodes 1192 amino acids. The transcript is spliced from 6 exons. Gene Ontology annotation, molecular function: ATP binding; ATP hydrolysis activity; ABC-type transporter activity. Lineage: Eukaryota; Fungi; Ascomycota; Dothideomycetes; Mytilinidiales; Mytilinidiaceae.
AUGCAUGGAUCUCGACUGUCUGUCACAGGCACCACGUCCUUCAACGGGCACCACGACUUCACGAGCGUGCGGAGUGCCUAUGUCAUGCAGCAGGAUGUGCUGAUUCCCUCCCUAACCGUGCGGGAGACGCUGCAGUACUCCGCCGAUCUGCGCCUCCCCUCGUCUGUGAGCAGGGAGGAGAGGCGGCAGGUGGUUGAGGAGGUUAUCCUGGAGCUGGGGCUGAAAGAGGCUGCCGAUACGAGGAUUGGAAACCAUGCCCACAAAGGCUGCAGCGGAGGGGAGAAGCGGAGGACAAGCAUUGGCGUUCAGUUACUUGCGAAUCCAUCAGUGCUGUUUUUGGACGAGCCUACCACGGGGUUAGAUGCUACGAGUGCUUUUCAGUUGGUGAGAACGCUGAAGAAUCUUGCUGGGAAAGGACGUACCAUCAUAUUGACAAUCCAUCAACCUCGCUCAGAGAUAUGGAGUUUGUUUGACAAUCUUGUGCUGCUUACGAAAGGAACCCCAGCAUUCUCAGGCCCUGCAGAUCAAUGUCUGCCUUAUUUUGCUGCCCUGGGAUAUGAGCUCCCGCCUUUCGUGAACCCAGCGGAGCAUCUGAUAGAUAUCGUGGCCAUCGAUUCUCGGACUCCAGAACUAGAGACGGCUUCUUCCGAGCGAGUAGAGCACAUCAAAGCAGCAUGGAAGGAACGCACGAUCCGCAAUCCAUUCUCAGACUCGACCGAAGAGGCUUCGGCGACCGACCCAAUCAGCAGCUCCAAGAAAUCUGAGGCCUAUCAUUCCGCAGUCCUACGUCAGACACGAGUACUAACAGCUCGAACAUGGAUCGUCACAAUUCGAGAUCCAAUGGGCAUGUUUGGCAGUCUGGUCGAGGCCAUUUCCAUGGCAGUCAUCUCAGGUGUCAUCUUCUACCAGCUCGACGGCAGCUUAUCCGGCAUAAGAUCUCGCCAGGGCGCUUUAUAUAACGCUUCAUCUCUUCAAGGAUAUCUAAUACUGCUAUUUGAAACAUACCGACUCACAGUAGAUAUUGAAGUCUUUGAUCGAGAGAGAGGUGAAGGUGUAGUAGGUGUGCCAGCUUUCUUACUUAGCAGGAGGCUUGCCCGUCUUUUCACGGAAGAUAUUCCUGUUCCUCUUAUUUUUUCAAUCAUUUUCUACUUCAUGACUGGCUUCCGUACGGACGGCUCCCAAUUCAUGACCUUCUUUGCCGUCAUGUUGCUUGAGCAGUACAUUGCUGUCUGUUUUGCCACCGUAUGCAUUGCUAUCUCGCGGCACUUUGCCGGAGCGUCCUUGGUCGCCAAUCUUGCGUAUACCCUCCAGUCGAUGGCUUGCGGUUACUUCAUUCAGUCCAAUACGAUACCCGUUUACGUGCGAUGGACAAAGUGGAUUGCUUAUGUUUUCUACGCGUUUGGAGCCCUCGUAGCCAAUGAGUUCGUCGGCUACUUCUACGACUGUCCCGAGGCCGGCGGCCCUUCAAAUCCUGCUUGUAAGCAGUACACAGGAAACUACAUAAUGAACUCUCUAGGAAUGCCAUCUAAUUGGAUAUGGCGUCCAAUAAUCGCGUUGCUUGGAUUCGCAGUAUUCUUCUAUCUUCUAGCUGCCGUCCUUCUCCGUCUCUUAAAAACCGAGAUGAAGAUCUCACGCGCACGACCAACCGAUUCAGACGAGUCUGCUGGGAAAGAAAAUAUGACUGCAAAAUCUAACGAUGAGGUCAGAACUGUCACUGUUCGACUUGAUGGGUACGCGCUGGAUAUCGAGAAAAGGUCCUGGUAUGGAAAGAAAAUCAAAGAUAUGGCAAUCCUGAAACCAGUCACGGCGGAGUUCCAGCCUGGCGUUCUUAAUGUUAUCAUGGGUCCGUCUGGAAGCGGCAAGACUUCGUUGCUCAAUUCAAUGGCGAAGAGGCUGAAGGACGAUUUUACAACCAAGUAUCAGUUUUUUGGACAUCUCGUCUUCAAUGGAGCCAUACCUUCAGAACAAGUGGUGCAGUCGAUCUGCUCGUUCGUUACGCAAGACGAUGACGCUCUGUUAUCAUCCUUGACUGUUCGAGAGACUCUGAGGUUCGCCGCAAGACUUCGACUGCCAAAAUGGAUGUCGAAAGAGGAGAAGCAUGGAAGGGCGGAGUCCGUUCUCCUGAAGAUGGGCCUCAAAGACUGUGCCGAUAAUCUAAUCGGAAGUGAGCUCAUCAAGGGAAUCAGUGGUGGUGAGAAGAGAAGGGUGACCAUUGCCGUCCAAAUCCUCACCGACCCCCGAGUCCUUCUCCUAGACGAGCCUACUUCCGGCCUCGACGCCUUCACGGCCUCAUCUAUCAUCGACGUCCUCCGCGGUCUCGCAGACGAAGGCCGCACCGUAAUUCUCACCAUCCACCAAUCACGUUCCGAUCUUUUCUCCCACUUCGGCAACGUCCUACUCCUGGCGCGCGGCGGCUCUCCCGUCUACGCAGGCCCUGGCCCCUCGAUGCUCGCCCACUUCGCCGCCCAAGGCUUCUCCUGCCCUCGCACCACCAACCCCGCCGACUUCGCCCUCGAUCUCAUUACGGUUGACCUGCAGCACUCCUCCCGCGAAGCCGCCUCCCGCGCCAAGGUCCGCAAUCUCAUCGAGUCGUGGAGCUCUGAGAAAUUUCCCCGCGCCCCUACCACCUCCAUCUCCACCCCUGCCGAGCUGGGGAGUUUAGCACGUAGCAUGGCCGCCCUCGGCGUCUCCGUGCCCCUUCUGCUCCACCGCGCCACCCUCAACUUUUCCCGCCAGCCCGACCUCAUCCUCGCGCGCAUCAUGCAGGUUGUCGGCCUCGGCCUUGUAGUGGCCCUCUUCUUCGCGCCACUCAAAAACGACUUCUUCGCCGUGCAAAACCGACUCGGCUUCGUCCAGGAAAUCGCACCCAUAUACUUCGUUGGCAUGCUGCAGAACGUCGCUGUCUACCCGCGGGAGAAGGACGUCUUUUACCGCGAGUUCGAGGACCGCGCGUACAGCGUCGAGGCGUUCUUCCUGCAGUACACGAUCGUCGAGGUGCCGUUCGAAAUCGUGUCAAGCCUUAUCUUCGCAGUAUUAGCGGAUCUCGCGUGUGGACUGCCGCGAACGGCGGAGGUGUUUUUCGUCGUUGCGUAUAACUGCUUUUGUAUUGUGAGUUGUGGGGAAAGUUUAGGGAUCUUGUUUAACACGCUUUUUGCGCACACGGGCUUCGCCGUCAACGUCACCUCCGUCUUCCUCUCUGUCGCGCAGAUCAUGAGCGGGAUUAUGUCGCUUGAUAUCCCGGAGUUCCUGCAGGCGUUCAACUAUCUCUCGCCUGUAAAGUAUUUGGUGGGAAAUUUGGUGGGCUACGCAUUCAGGGGCCAGACGUUUACGUGUGAAGAGUGGCAGCGACUACCGGGAGGGGAGUGUCCGUUUACUACGGGCGAACAGGUGCUGAGGGCGUAUAAGUUGGAGAGGGAUACGGGAAUUCAGUUGAUGGCGUUGGGGGUGUGUACGAUUGUUUAUAGGAUUCUCGCAUAUGUGGUGUUGAAGAUGGUGAAGGAGAGGUGGAUUGGGAGGGGGUGGGAGUGGGUGAGGGGAAAGAAGGGGGUUGAGGCGACGGAAGAGGGGGCGGAUGAGUAG